GCUGCAUGCCGAGCAGCAACCCGAGCAGCGUCCGAGCGCGGUGCCAGUGAACAGUGUUUUCGUGCUUAAGUCGCUUAAGUGAGGGAGUGCUUCUUACUAUGUCAUCGCCCUCGUCCACCCUUGAUGGUCUACCAAAACAAUUCGUGAGUGCGAUGCGAACUCUUUUCGACAUUAUGGACGAUAAACACACAGGAUUUGUUAGUUUUUCCGAAAUAGAAAACAGAUGGCAAGACGAUAACACCAAAGGACUGCCUAAGGGCGUUAUAGAAAGCCUCAGGAAAGUCACCCCAUCGAAUGGUAUGCUGUCCUUCGAGAGAUUUUGUGCUGGACUUAAAAUAUGUCUCUUGAGGAAUCAAGUCGAUCGAAGAGAAGCGAAACUUCCAGAACCUAUAAACGUAAAAGCUAACCGCCCUCCUUCAGCCCCGCUUCUUGACAUAGACAACCCUCCAAAACCACCAAAUUGGGGUAACACGGCAGCAAUACGUCCUAACAAUGUUAUAACACAGCAACGAACCCUGUCAAUGCCACAACUUUUGCCAGAACGAAAAGAAGGAAGUGUAGAAACCGUUGAUAAACACGCAUUUGAAAAACCAGUUCCGAACAUAAACAAACCCAUGCUUUUCGGUCCCCCAAAGCCUCCCCGCUCUGCCGUUGGCUUGGAACGAGCGGCAACGGCGGGAAACCUUGAUAGGGCUGAAAUAAGAACGGCUUUACAGAACUGGCAAAUGGGCGUUAUGAUGAAUGACCAAGAAAACAAAAACGGCGAGAAACGCCAAGGACCACAAUACAACGGAGGUUUAUUAAGAACCAGCAGGAGCAUGGGAGAUGGGAAGGCAGCUAUGCAGGGUGAGGCACAGGGGGUGCAGGCAGGAAUUUAUCAGAAAAAACCUAAUCCAAGAAGGAGAGAACCGAGAAGGCAUACAUUACAAAAUGGCAUUGAUUAUAGCAUGUUAAAACGAAUGAAGCAAAUAGAACAAGAAAAGGAAGUUUUGAUGCAAGGGUUGAGUGCGGUGGAAAAAGCCAGGGAUUGGUAUAUGAAACAAGUUUCAAUUGUCCAAGAUAAAAUGAAGUAUCUGGGAAGAAUGGGUCAUGUGGAACAUUGGUCUGAAGCACACCAAGAGCGGCUAGAACUUCAACGUGCUAGGGUACUGGAAGUGAACCGCCAUCUUGCGACAUUAACAGAAAGUUGGGAAAGAGGAGGACUUCCGCUUCAUAUGAACCUAGCUGUAAACCAUUACCCGCCAAUUCAUCCACCUCCACAAGAUAUAUCGGAUAGGUUAAAACAACAAAACAGAUUACUUACCGAGGAAGUAAGUAAAAAAAGUGAACGAAUAUCAGCACUGGAAAGGGAAAAGGCCAAUCUAAUCCAAGUUCUACAAAUGCGAUCAGUCCCCUCUAAGAGGAGCAAUGUGCAAGAAGAAGCGGUAUUUUAAUUAAAAACACUAGUGUAAUAAUAAAUAUACAAUUUAUUCAAUAAGAUACAUUUUUGUACAAACUUUAAAAAAUGUGAUUUUGUGAAGAUUUGUGAGUUACCUGUUUUUAUUUUUUUGACGAAAUGUAAAUGAAAUAUUUGGUGCCAUAAAAUUAUGAAGGAUCAUGACAUGUAUUACAGAACAUUUAACUGUCUGGAAUUGUUCAUUUACUCAAUAAUUCAGAAGUGUUUAAAACUAUCAAUGAUAUUAUUUUAUAAUACAAAUAAUAUUAGUUGUGAUGACGACAUGUACAUUAUUAGUACAUUGUACAUUAUUAAAGUAGAUGAACGUUGUGAUUGUAAACAAACCAAACCAACUAUGAUAUUUUCUUACAAAAUUUCAUGAACCUGGCUUAAUCAUUCGGUGACGUCAAAGUAAGAAUCAACCUGUGAAAUCCGACACUUUUUUAUAGCAAGACAUAGUCAAACUUGUUCUUGCUUUAGUAUAAUAGUUGAAGUAUUUAUUGUUUUUAUUUUAAGUAUUUACUUAUAUUGAUUUAAGUAUGAAAUGAAUACCUAUAAAAAAGACCAAAUACAUGAAAAAUGAUAAUAAGUAAGAAAUCAAAUAUACAAAUAGGCAUACCUACAUUUGGAUAAAUACAAAUACCAAGGAACCUUGAUUUCAGACAAUAAUGAUCAAACAACAGAAAUAAGGGCCAGGAUAGAAAUACAUAGCAAGAAAAGCGUUUGUAAAAAUGAAAUCAAUUCUCUGCAACAAAGAAAAGACCUUAGAUUAGAGCUGAGAGUAAGAGCUUUAUCCUACGUGUUCGCGAUACUGCAAUAUGGACUUGAAAGCUGGACUUGAAGCAAGAACACAUAAAUAAGCUACAGUCAUUUGAAAUGUGGUGUUAUGGUUCAAGUGGAAAUCGGUGGGACUGUGCAUUUUAUCAAUGAAAUUAGAUAUGUCUCAAACACUCCAGAAGCCGCUAACGAUAAAAUGUUUUAACAUCGCAUUAAUCAUUGUAAAUUAGUCGACGGAUAUUAAUUAGUACAGUGAAAAUAAUAAGACGAGAACUGGACGAUAAUGAUUAUAAAGAAUAAUUUUUAAAGUUGUUUCUACUUUAAUGGCAAAAAAAGCAAGCUCAUUAGCAGAAACCAAUUCAAAAUUAUUUUGUGUUUCCAAAAACCAAUUCAACCAAAUAAUGUGAAACAUUAUUUGGUUGAAAAAUCUCAUUUUUGUUGGCACAAAAAUAUAUUAAUUUGUCUGUACUAAAUUACUUCUGUUUAUCUUAAAAGGGAUAUGUUACUAUCAACAUUCACACAGUGUCGCCAAACUGAAUUUUGUUAUUUUGGGUGUAAAUUUUUUCCACCGACCUCCGAGGGUACAAUACAAAAGGAUGCUUAGAAUAGCAUGGGCACAGAAAAAGACAAACACGGAAGUAUUUCGAGAAAUGGGCAAAGGAUACGAAAUAAUAAACACAAUAAAAAUAAGAAAGUUACAUUAUCUGGGACACGUAAUGAGGGGACAGCGAUAUGAAAUCCUAAGACUAAUAAUACAAGGAAAGAUAAAAGGAGGAAGGAGUAUAGGAAGAAGGAGAGUGUCAUAGUUGAAGAAUUUAAGGGACUGGUUUAAAUGUAGUCUAUAAAACUCUUCAGAGCAGCGGUAGAUAGAGUGAAGAUAGUGAUGAUGAUAUCCAACCUCCGAUUGUUAGACGGUCAUGGACGUAUAAAGAUAUACGUCUAUGGAGAUGGCACUUAAAAAAAAAAGAAGAAUAUUGUCAGUAGUAAUUGCACAAGAGCUCUAAAAUUCUAUAUUAAUUUUAGAGAUCGAGUGCAAUUUGUUGCGAUUAUUUCAUGAAUAAAACUGUUCAAAACCAAAAUUUUAUUGUAAUUUAUUUAUGUAAGUACAAAUUAGUACUGUUAAACACACAGUUGAUAUAAAAUAUUUUACGGUUGAAAGUCAUCACUUUUAUAACUUUUAAAACCUUAAUUGUCAUUAAUGUCACUGAAUGUAUUUUUUCGUAGCAACGAAGAGCAUCUGACGUAAUAUACUUGACGACGGGAUAUUAUCAAAAAUUAUCACCUUAAUUUGCAUUUCUGCCGAGUGACACUUUGACAGUUUUAAUUUCACGAGCCGAAGGCGAGUGAAAUUAUGUCAAAGUGUCACGAGGGCAAAAAUUCUAUAUUAAUUUUAGAGAUCGAGUGCAAUUUGUUGCGAUUAUUUCAUGAAUAAAACUGUUCAAAACCAAAAUUUUAUUGUAAUUUAUUUAUGUAAGUACAAAUUAGUACAAUUAAACAAACAGUUGUUAUAAAUAUUAAUUUGACAGUUGAAAGUCAUCCGUUUUAUAAUUUUUAAAACAUUAAUGUCACUGAAUGUAUUUUUUCGUAGGAACGAAGUUCAUCUGACGUAAUAUACUUGACGACCGCGACGGGAAAUUAUCAAAAAUUAUCGAUUUUAGAUUUCUGUAGCUUUCUAUUGGUCAGAAUCUCCUAUGAAUGAAAUAAUCAGUAGUAAUUGCACAAGAGCUCUAAAAUUAUUGAAUUUUUCCCGAGUGAGACAUUGACAGUUUUAAGUUCACGACCCGAAGGGGAGUGAAAUUAUGUCAAAAUGUCACCGAGGGCAAAAAUUCGAUAUUAAUUUUAGAGAUCGAGUGCAAUUUGUUGCGAUUAUUUCAUGAAUAAAACUGUUCAAAACCAAAAUUUAAUUGUAAUUUAUUUAUGUAAGUACAAAUUAGUACAAUUAAACACACAGUUGUUAUAAAUAUUUGACGGUUGAAAGUCAUCACUUUUAUAAUUUUUAAAACAUUAAUUGUCAUUAAUGUCACUGAAUGUAUUUUUUCGUAGCAACCAAGGGCAUCUGACGUAAUACACUUGACGACGGUACAUUAUCAAAAAUUAUCAGUUUAAUUUUUAUUUCUGUAGCUUUCUAUUGGUCACAAUCUCCUAUGAAUGAAAUCUCUUCUUCUUCUUAAGGUGCCUAUCCGUUCCGGAUGUUGGCGAUCAGCAUGGCGAUAUUUUCUUAAAUGUGACAGUUGUCAAAACUAGGAAACUGGUUGCCAUUAAACAGAAACAAUCUACUUAAAAAAAUUCUAUCGGUAAUUUUCUACAGUAGAUAAUUCUCAGAAUAAUUUUAAUCUGACUGGACAGAAUUAAACACGUGAUCAAAUAUCUUACUAUACGAUUGGAAGUUAAAAUCAUCAAAAAAUAAUCAGUUUAAUUUUUAUUUCUGUAGCUUUCUAUUGGUCAGAAUCUCCUAUGAAUGAAAUAAUCAGGAUUAUUUCAUUCAUAGGAGAUUCUGACCAAUAGAAAGCUACAGAAAUCUGAAUUAAAUCGAUAAUUUUUGAUAAUUGCCCGUCGUUAAGUAUAUUACGUCAGAUGCACUUCGUUGCUACGAAAAAAUACAUUCAGUGACAUUAAUGACAAUUAAUGUUUUAAAAGUUAUAAAAGUGAUGACUUACAACCGUAAAAUAUUUUAUAUCAACUGUGUGUAUAACAGUACUAAUUUGUACUUACAUAAAUAAAUUACAAUAAAAUUUUGGUUUUGAAGAGUUUUAUUCAGGAAAUAAUCGCAACAAAUUGCACUCGAUCUCUAAAAUUAAUAUAGAAUUUUAGAGUUCUUGUGCAAUUACUACUGAUUUUUUUGGGCAUGCGUAUUUCUAAGGUUCGUGAAGUUUUGUAAAUAUCCCUACUAUAGCAAUUUAAAUCACAGCAACAAAUAAAUGUUUUAUGGAAACAUGUGAAAUAGACCAUAGUGUUAUGGACACAAGAAAUUUGUGUUAUUUCGGAUGCUGCCAUUGUGCCAUUAAAAUAUAUUAUGUAUUUUGAAAACAGACAAUUUCAUAAUUUUAAGUAAGACAUACUUAUGUGUACCUAUUUAGAUACUCACUACUGAAUUAUUAUGUAUUAUAUGUGAAUAUUGUAAAAAAAGGACUCCAUAUCUCACUUAAGUGAUAGAGAUUUAUAUAUUUUUUGUAAAAGACAUUAAAAUAUAUCAACCGUUUAUAUUA
Molecule: messenger RNA, 5418 nt
Organism: Diabrotica virgifera virgifera (western corn rootworm)
Lineage: Eukaryota; Metazoa; Arthropoda; Insecta; Coleoptera; Chrysomelidae
Product: suppressor APC domain-containing protein 2
Exons: 3
Coding region: 99-1433 (444 amino acids)
Source: RefSeq, a predicted model, not a curated record